UGUUAUUCCAUUUGUAAACACUACAAUUAACUUGGUUAGCCUGCCUUUACCUUAAAGAGAAGGAGAGUAUUCACUGCAGGACGCUUCUGGGCAACUUUAUCCUCCUGGGAACCCAGGGAGAGAGUAACAGGUUUCAGAUUAAGGGGAGACUGAGCAAAGCAAAUCCAAAGGAAUUACUUCAGAAAUGUGUCAAAGAACAUUGGAAAUGCAACACAGCGGUAAAUGAGGAGGGAAGGAAGAAAGAAAAAGGACAAGAAUGGUUAAUUGGAAGGGCACGAAACAGCCAAUCAGAACUGCAUGUACCAAAAGGAUGAUGAUGGAUUCUGGAGAAAAUGUAAGUUAAAUAUAUCUCCACUUUGGUCAGAUCUCAAGAGACAUUUUCUCAUUUCCUGGUUUUGAAUAAUGGGCUCUUGGAAGCAUUGUCUUUUUAGUGUGUCUCUUAUCACUGCCCUGAUUUUUGUAUUUGUUUACAAUAACAAGUUAUGGGAGAAGAAACGUUUUCUGAGGGCAUCUCUUUCCAAUGCUUCGGUGUUAGCAGAAUGCUGUCAUCAGAUUUUUCAGGGGAAGGUUUUUUACUCAACAGAGAAUGCAUUGAAAACUACCAUCAGCGAAUCUACCUGUUAUGAAUACAUGGCUCAAAAUCACUAUAUAACACAAACACUCUCUGAAGAAGAGGCUGGGUUCCCUUUGGCUUACACAAUGACCAUCCACAAAGACUUUAGCACUUUUGAGAGACUCUUCAGGGCAGUAUACAUGCCCCAGAAUGUCUACUGCGUGCAUGUGGAUGAAAAAGCACCAACUGAAUUUAAAGAGGCAGUGGAGCAAUUACUGAGCUGCUUCCCAAAUGCAUUUCUGGCUUCCAAGAUGGAGACAGUUGUCUAUGGUGGGAUUUCCAGGCUCCAGGCCGACCUGAACUGCAUCAAAGAUCUUGUGACCUCAGAGAUCCCAUGGAAGUAUGCCAUCAACACGUGUGGGCAAGAUUUCCCCUUGAAAACCAACAAGGAAAUAGUUCAGUACCUGAAAGGAUUUAAAGGGAAAAACAUUACCCCAGGGGUGCUGCCUCCAGCUCAUGCAAUAGAUCGGACCAAAUACGUCCACCAAGAAAUAGUACGCGCCCAAAAUUCCCACAUGAUUAAAACAACAAAAUUGAAAACUUCUCCUCCUCACAACAUGACCAUUUACUUUGGCACUGCCUACGUGGCCCUCACAAGGGAGUUCACUAACUUUGUCCUCCAAGACCAGCGUGCACUUGACUUACUGUCCUGGUCCAAGGACACCUACAGUCCUGAUGAACAUUUCUGGGUGACACUCAAUAGGAUUCCUGGCAAAACACCUUUCCUGUGGAGAAACAAACUAAUGAUAUAUGAGAAGUCUUCUUGCAAAGAAUACCUGACCCAAAGCCACUAUAUCAUGGCCCCCUUAUCUAAAGAAGAAGUUGAAUUUCCUUUGGCGUAUAUAAUGGUCAUCCAUCACAAUUUUGAUACAUUUGCAAGGCUCUUCAGGGCAAUUUACAUGCCCCAGAAUGUCUACUGCGUGCAUGUGGAUGAAAAAGCAACAGUUGAAUUUAAAGAGGCAGUGGAGCAAUUACUGAGCUGCUUCCCAAAUGCAUUUCUGGCUUCCAAGAUGGAGCCAGUUGUCUAUGGUGGGAUUUCCAGGCUCCAGGCCGACCUGAACUGCAUCAAAGAUCUUGUGGCCUCGGAGAUCCCAUGGAAGUACGUCAUCAACACCUGUGGGCAAGACUUCCCCUUGAAAACCAACAAGGAAAUAGUUCAGUACCUGAAAGGAUUUAAAGGGAAAAACAUUACCCCAGGGGUGCUGCCUCCAGCUCACGCAAUAGGUCGGACCAAAUACGUCCAUCGCGAGCACCUGGGCAAAGAGCUUUCCUACGUGAUCAGAACCACAACUCUGAAGCCGCCUCCUCCCCACAAUCUCACCAUUUACUUUGGCUCUGCCUAUGUUGCUCUAUCAAGAGAGUUUACCAACUUUGUUCUCCAGGACCCACGGGCUGUUGAUUUGCUCCAGUGGUCCAAAGACACUUUCAGUCCUGAUGAACAUUUCUGGGUGACGCUCAACAGGAUCCCAGGUGUACCUGGCGCCAUGCCAAAUGCAUCAUGGACUGGUAACCUCAGAGCUAUAAAGUGGAUUGACAUGGAAGAUAAACACGGAGGCUGCCAUGGCCACUACGUACAUGGCAUUUGUAUCUAUGGAAACGGAGAUUUAAAGUGGUUGAUUAAUUCGCCAAGCCUUUUUGCUAACAAAUUUGAGCUUGCUACGUACCCCCUUACUGUGGAAUGCCUAGAACUAAGACUCCGAGAAAGGACCCUAAAUCAGAGUGAAACUGCAAUACAGCCCAGUUGGUAUUUUUGAUCUACUGCAACUCAUGACUGAAGGAACAUAGCAGUUGGGAAGAAGAGCCUUUCUUCAUGACAGAACUUUACCUGGAUAACGGCUUCAGGCCUGAGGUGACGGCUUCAGGACCUGGCUACACUAUUGUAUGUUAAAAAAUCCACUGGACACUGUGAAGUACAUUACCAGGAGGCUGCACAGAGCAAUCCUAGCACUUUGGCCAUUCUGGACAUUUCCUGAUGCUCACCUCUGUCAGUGUGUUCUUCUGAUCAAUGGUUUAAGUUUAACUGUCGCCAGAUCUUUGCGCUAGAUACUCAUUAUAUAUAAAUGUUCAAAUGAAAAGGAGAAUUAUAGAUAAUGUGAUUUACGAAAAGAAGAACUGGGUUUCUUCGAAGAGGGAAUCUCGUAUAACAGAUCUAUAGCCAUAUAUUCAUGGACACCACUCUUCUUGGCUCAACCGCACAGACAUGCAAGCCGCUUUCUGGGUAACUCAUCAGUCUAGUCUCCUUUAAAACUUGAGCUGCUAGAACUGAGAACUAGAUCUUGUUCCUGAGUUUCAACACUAACCUUUUCAAUUUACUCGUCUGAAGUCUAUAUAGAAUACACAGGGUGUGCUUGAAGACAGCAGUCACUGCCUGCUGCUUCAGUAAAAAGGACCCCGGGGAAACAGAAUGUUUCUCGAUUAUGUCUGAUGUGCUCUGAUCCCUCUUCCAUCAUUUUUCAUCGAGAACACUGAAAAGUUCUCUCAGAAGGAAGGGAUUCCUAGAAGAGGUGGUAUUGCAUGGAUCUAGUCUCAAGUCUCUAACACCUCAGAAUGGAUCACUUUCCUCUUCUGUCACCACCCUCCACCCCAACCAAAGUUAUCUUGCUUGCAAAAUGGAGACCAAAUUCUAUCGUGUGAGGCUUUUCACAACUCCAUAAUGCUCUCGAGUGGCUUGAUUAAUGCCUGGUGCUGAUAAGAAUGCCUAGAUUUUUAAGAGCUUUCAAUUGUGGCUGAGCAUCUCUGUCCUCACCCUUUGUCCAUUCACUCAUCCAAUUCAUUCAGUAUGCGUCAAUAAAUAUUUCUCGAGUAUCUGUUAAACAUGAGACACGUGCUGAGAAAAGCAGGAAAAGUAAGACGGAUUUUUGUACUCUAAAAAUCUUGGUAAUGAUGUUAACAUUGGAAAGGCUGCUCUAGAGAACCUUAGAGAUUGGUUAUACUUUAAUACAUUUACAUGCAGGAUUGUAGAUUGUGAUAUCGGACCAGGGAUCUCAGUAAUCACAAGCUGAGGUUAAAAUCAGAGAUUAUCCUAGAGAGAGAAGGGAAGGAGGAGACAGAAGCUAAAGCCUGUUGUGUUCUAGGCAUUCUGCUAGCUCACUACAUUUAAACUUCACGAUACUCAUGAGCCUCAUUAUUAUUCCCAUUUUGCAAAUGAAGUAAGUGGGGCUAGAGAGGCUGUUACUAAGCAUUAGGAAAGAAGUUCUCCGUCUGACAAUUGGCAUUCUCCUGCUGGUCUCCGUUCAUUUCCUGAGGUGGAAUAUUAGAGAAGGUGAAAUAAAGUCAUUUUUAGCCUACCCGAGAAAUUGGGUUUUAAGAAUGGUCUGUGUCAAUACUGAGCAAAAGUCCUGUCACCUCAGCAAAAUGUGAAGUCUACUUUUGUAUUCCUCUGAUCCACUGAGUCCCUUAAUAUUUAUUUAUUCAAAUGAAAAACAGUUACUAUAACGAAUGAUGCGUUUAAUGAACACAUUCUUUUCUUUUUUUCUGUAAUUGUGCCUGGUGAAUGUUAAUCAUAUUUAAAGGGAAUGACUUUGAAAUAAAGCUGGGUGUUUUUUUUUUCUGCUACUGAAAAAGAUGGAACUGUAUCGGGUGGUAAAGGGCUCGGGGGGAGGGGACCCACCAAGAGCUCAUGGCAGAGUCUAAAAAUGGCCAUUUUUCAACUUAUUUGAAUGACGCCACCUGUGAAGAAGAAAUGUUUUACACUGGAUCUUUCGCAUGUAGAAUGGGAAACCUUUUGGAAUAGAAGAUGUUUACAUGUCCAUUGCUGGUCAUCCCUCCUAUGUCUUUAAUACUUUAAUAUUGGAAGAGUAGUGUUUGGGCUAGUGGGUUUUAGCUAGCCCAUGGAGCUGUCCCGAAACUACUGAAUCUAUCUUUGUUUUCCAUGAUGUUCCAUGUUGUUUUCUUGGAAAUAAAUUAAUAUAUUGUUUUCCA
Messenger RNA from Rhinolophus ferrumequinum (greater horseshoe bat), 4534 nucleotides. It is a transcript of the gene GCNT2, whose product is annotated as glucosaminyl (N-acetyl) transferase 2 (I blood group). Gene Ontology annotation, cellular component: membrane. The record is from RefSeq and is a predicted model, not a curated record. The transcript has 5 exons. NCBI's taxonomy places the organism in Eukaryota, Metazoa, Chordata, Mammalia, Chiroptera, Rhinolophidae. Bases 403 to 2367 code for a protein of 654 amino acids. Gene Ontology annotation, molecular function: acetylglucosaminyltransferase activity. Gene Ontology annotation, biological process: transforming growth factor beta receptor signaling pathway.